AUGACCUCAAACUCAUCCCUCGCCGGAUCAGGCACUGCUUAUUCUUCAGACAUGGAAGAAUCAAACUUCCUGAAACGCAAUCGUAUCAUUCACUUUGCACGCCUUGGUCUAUCUUUCUUGACUUUCGGCAUUGCUAUUGCCGUCGUCGCAUGCGAAGCCCCACCCUUGCGGCAUUAUAAGCACACCUCACAGUGGGCAACUGUUGGUCUCGCACUGUGGCCUUUGAACUUUGACCUCCGUCCAACAACAGCCGCCAUUGCAUGCGGCUGUAUAAUCUCCACCUUGAACUUGGUAUACAUCGCCGCUGCGCUCCUACCAUCCCCACAUUCACGUAUAAAGCCACUUAACAUCUACGCCUCAGCAUCAGCUGUCGCAGGUUUUCUAACUGCCUUGGUCGGUAUUUUAUUUAUAAUCUACCGUCCUUCCGCGGACUACCCAGCUGGGUUCAGCAAGAAUGAAACCCUGCACAGCUGGACUUGCAAGUGGAAAACAGGGACAAGCAGCGUAAAGACACCCUAUCAUUUUGAUCGUGACUGCAUCAAUACUAGCGCUGGCUUCGUCUUGCUGUGUAUACUUGUUGGAAUGGAGGUUUUGAUGGGACUCGUUGCUGCUGCUGGCACGUGGUACCAGCGGGAUGUUGCUCGUCGUCGGGCAGAGCAGUUCCAACUUGAGAAGUUGGAAAUUGCUACUAAGCAGGUGUACCGCAAUUGA
This is a messenger RNA of Penicillium griseofulvum, 711 nucleotides long. RefSeq lists its product as uncharacterized. The transcript is spliced from 2 exons. Lineage: Eukaryota; Fungi; Ascomycota; Eurotiomycetes; Eurotiales; Aspergillaceae. The record is from RefSeq and is a predicted model, not a curated record. The coding region runs from base 1 to 711 and encodes 236 amino acids.